UCCUCUUAUUGUCCAAGUUCGUGUUUGCUAACUAACAAGAGAGAAACCAAAAACCCUAAGUUUUAAGGAAUCUUAAAAAUGGUACACUCGAGGAAGUUCCGAGGUGUCCGCCAACGACAAUGGGGUUCUUGGGUCUCUGAGAUUCGCCAUCCUCUUUUGAAGAGAAGAGUAUGGCUUGGAACAUUCGAAACGGCAGAAGCGGCUGCGAGAGCUUACGACCAAGCGGCUCUUCUCAUGAACGGUCAGAACGCUAAGACCAAUUUCCCUGUCGUAAAAUCUGAGGAAGGCUCCGAUCACGUUAAAGACGUAAACUCUACGUUAAUGUCGCCCAAGUCGUUAUCUGAGCUCUUGAACGCCAAGCUGAGGAAGAGUUGCAAAGACCUAACGCCGUCUUUGACAUGUCUCCGUCUAGACACGGACAGUUCCCACAUCGGAGUUUGGCAGAAACGGGCCGGGUCGAAAACGAGUCCGACUUGGGUGAUGCGCCUGGAACUCGGGACCGUAGCUAAUGAAAGUGCGGUUGACUUGGGGAUGAAUACAAAGAAACAAACCGUCGAGAAAGAAGAAGAGGAAGAAGAAACUAUUAGUGAUGAGGAUCAGUUAGCUAUGGAGAUGAUCGAGGAGUUGCUGAAUUGGAGUUGACUUUGACCUUGGCACUUGGAUGUCUCAAAAGCGAGUAAAAAGGGUUUUCUUCAUUAUCA
Messenger RNA from Capsella rubella, 701 nucleotides. Its product is annotated as ethylene-responsive transcription factor SHINE 2. The transcript has 2 exons. The coding region runs from base 79 to 642 and encodes 187 amino acids. Gene Ontology annotation, biological process: regulation of DNA-templated transcription. Gene Ontology annotation, molecular function: DNA binding; DNA-binding transcription factor activity. Lineage: Eukaryota; Viridiplantae; Streptophyta; Magnoliopsida; Brassicales; Brassicaceae. The record is from RefSeq and is a predicted model, not a curated record.